This is a messenger RNA of Miscanthus lutarioriparius, 1185 nucleotides long. Lineage: Eukaryota; Viridiplantae; Streptophyta; Magnoliopsida; Poales; Poaceae. The record is from the annotation of a GenBank genome assembly.
AUGAACACCGUCGGCUUCACGUGGCAGGCCGCGCCCGCCGCCACCGAGAUGGAGGUCCUCGCGCUCGACUGGCUCGCGCAGCUCCUGCGCCUGCCGUCCAGCUUCAUGAACCGCACCGGCGCCGCUGGGCGCGGCACAGGCGGCGGCGUCAUCCUGGGAACCACCAGCGAGGCCAUGCUCGUCACGCUCGUCGCCGCGCGUGAUGCUGCCCUGCGCCGGAGUGGAUCCCAGGGCGUGUCCGGCCUGCCGCGCUUGGCCGUGUACGCCGCGGACCAGACGCACUCCACUUUCUUCAAGGCGUGCCGUCUCGCCGGCUUCGACCCUGCCAACAUCCGCUCCAUCCCCACUGGCCCGGAAACGGACUACGCCCUCGACCCGGCGAGGCUGCUCGAGGUCAUGCAGGCCGACGUCGACGCCGGCCUCGUGCCGACCUACGUCUGCGCCACCGUCGGCACCACGUCGUCCAACGCCGUCGACCCUGUGGGAGCCAUUGCCGACGUCGCCGCCGUGUUCAACGCCUGGGUGCACGUCGACGCUGCCUACGCCGGCAGCGCGUGCAUCUGCCCGGAGUUCCGGCACCACCUCGACGGCGUCGAGCGUGUCGACUCCAUCAGCAUGAGCCCGCACAAGUGGCUCCUCACCUGUCUCGACUGCACGUGCCUGUGGGUGCGCGACACGCACCGGCUCACCGACUCGCUGGAGACCAACCCGGAGUACCUCAAGAACGACGCCAGCGAGUCCGGCAACGUCACCGACCUCAAGGACAUGCAGGUCGGCGUCGGCCGCCGCUUCCGAGGGCUCAAGCUCUGGAUGGUCAUGCGCACCUACGGCUCCGCCAAGCUCCAGGAGCACAUCCGCAGCGACGUUGCCAUGGCCAAGAUGUUCGAGGACGCCGUGCGCGCCGACGACAGGUUCGAGGUCGUCGUGCCGAGGAACUUCGCGCUCGUGUGUUUCAGGAUCAGGCCACAGGGUGCCAUGACGGAGGAGGACGCAGAGGAGGUCAACCGUGAGCUCAUGGAGCGGCUGAACAGGACCGGGAAGGCGUACCUGGCGCACACGGCGGUCGCCGGCAAGUUCGUGCUGCGGUUCGCGGUGGGGUCGUCGCUGCAGGAGGAGAGGCACGUGCGAAGCGCGUGGGAGCUCAUCAAGAAGACGACCACUGAGAUCAUGGAGGAAGAGAUGUAG